AUGAGUUGCCCUUUCAACGAAGAGCAGUUGCUGCAGUUACAAGCAUUUGUUGAGUUAUGUAAAACUCAGCCACAAAUUAUACAUCAUCCGAAACUCGCGUUUUUUAAAGAUUACCUGGUGUCACUUGGAGUUACUUUACCGGCAGCUACAUUUGGCACUAAGCACUUUACUGCAUCAGGAGACGGAGCUACAAAUGAAAAUCAAGCUGCUGAAAAUGAUUCUUCAGAGGAAGAAUCUGAGCCAGAAUCCGAUGUUGAAUUGAACAUGGAAGGUGUAAUCGAAGGAGACCCAAUUGACAACGAUCAGAUUAUGGGUGACCAAACCAAAGAACCUACAGAUGAAGACCGUGACCUGUCUGAUGAAAAACGUACAGAAGCUAUGAAAGCUUUUGCUGAACAACAAUAUGAAAAAGCUAUCAAGCUAUACACUGAAGCUAUUGAACUUAAUCCCCAAAGUGCAUUAUUAUUUGCAAAGAGAGGGCAGGUGUAUCUUAAAUUAAAUAAACCAAAUGCUUGCAUUAAAGACUGUACCCGCGCCCUUGAACUAAAUUGCGACAGUGCAGCUGCAUAUAAAUUUCGUGGACGCGCUUACAGAUUGCUGGGCAAAUUUGAAGAGGCAUCCCAUGAUCUUUGCGAAUCACUGAAAAUUGAUUAUGAUGACCAAGCUAAUGAAUGGUUAAAUGAUGUAAAGCCAAAUGCUGAGAAGCUUCGUCAACAUAAACUUACCGUUCAACGCAAAAAAGAGGAGAAAGAGCAUCGUGAAAAGCUGCGUAGAUUACGCAAGGCUCAAGAGGCUCGCUCCAAUGCGGCAAAGGCACAAGCUCAGGCACAUGCACAGGCACCACCUAGUGGUAUGCCAGGUGCCGGAGGUUUUUCUUCUCACGACUUCGCCAGUUUAUUCAUGGAUCCUGAGAUUAUGACAGCAUUCCAGGAUCCAGAAGUUAUGAAUGCAUUACAAGAUUGUUCUGUAAAUCCAGCCAACUUUGUCAAAUACCAAAAUAAUCCCAAGAUUGCUGCUGCUAUACAGAAACUGCAAGCGAAACUUGGCAAAGGUGGUUCAAUGCCAUUUGGUGGUGGCUUUCCGCCAGGCUUUGGGGGUGCCGGUGGUCGGGGCGCAGCAGGGCCCGAUGAUGAUGUUGGUCUUGACUAA
Parnassius mnemosyne (clouded apollo) is the source of this 1149-nucleotide messenger RNA. The record is from the annotation of a GenBank genome assembly. NCBI's taxonomy places the organism in Eukaryota, Metazoa, Arthropoda, Insecta, Lepidoptera, Papilionidae.